AAUCAGAUGGUCGUUCACUGGGCAGGAGAGAAGAGCAACGUGAUUGUGGCCUUGGCCAGGGACAGCCUGUCCUUGCUGGGCCCCAAAAACAGCGAUGUUUACGUGUCCUAUGACUAUGGGAAGAGUUUUAAGAAGAUUUCGGAGAGGUUCAGCUUCGAUGGGGGGAACAGCAGUGAGGUGGCCAUCGCCCAGUUCUACCACAGCCCUGCUGACAACAAGAGGUAUAUCUUCGUGGAUGCCUUUGCCCCGUACCUCUGGAUCACCACCGACUUCUGCAACACCAUCCAAGGCUUCUCCAUCCCCUUCAGAGCAGCAGACCUCCUCCUGCACAGCAGGAACCCCAACCUCCUCUUGGGCUUCGACAGGUCUCACCCUAAAAAACAGCUCUGGAAAUCAGAUGACUUUGGCCAGACCUGGAUAAUGAUUCAGGAGCACGUGAAGUCCUUUUCUUGGGGGGUUGAGCCCUACGACAAGCCCAGCACGGUGUACAUCGAGCGCCACGAGCCCUCGGGGGCCUCGACCGUCAUCCGCAGCACAGACUUCUUCCAGAGCCGGGAGAACAAGGACAUCAUCCUGGAGGAUGUGCAAGAUUUCCAGCUCAGGGACAAAUACAUGUUUGCAACCAAGUCUGUGCGUUUGCUCGGCAGCUCACAGCCCCCCUCGGUCCAGCUCUGGGUCUCCUUCAACCGCAAGCCCAUGCGGGUGGCACAGUUCGUUACCAAGCAUCCAAUUAAGGAAUAUUACAUUGCUGAUGCCUCAGAGGACCAGGUGUUUGUGUGUGUCAGCCACGACAACAACCGCACCAACCUCUACAUCUCGGAGGCUGAGGGCCUGAAGUUCUCCCUGUCUCUAGAAAAUGUGCUCUACUACAGCCCAGGGGGGGCUGGCAGCGACACCUUGGUCAGGUACUUUGCCAACGAGCCCUUCGCAGAUUUCCACCGCGUGGAAGGCGUGCGGGGCGUCUACAUCGCCACGCUGAUCAACGGCUCCUUCAGCGAGGAGAACAUGCGCUCCGUCAUCACCUUCGACAAGGGCGGCACCUGGGAGCUGCUCCAGCCCCCCACACAGACCCAUUACGGGGAGCACAUUGACUGCCAGUUGUCCCAGGGCUGCUCUCUCCACCUGGCCCAGCGCCUGAGCCAGCUGCUGAAUUUCCAGCUGCGCAGGAUGCCCAUUCUCUCCAAGGAGUCGGCACCAGGACUGAUCAUUGCCACUGGCUCCGUUGGCAAGAACAUGGCAAGGAAAACCAAUGUUUAUAUCUCGAGCAGCGCUGGAGCAAGGUGGAGAGAGGCACUGUCUGGACCCCACUACUACACCUGGGGUGACCACGGUGGAAUUCUGGUGGCCAUCGCCCAAGGCACCGAGACCGACCAGCUCAAGUACAGCACAAACGAAGGGGAAACCUGGAAAGUGUUCACGUUCUCGGAGAAGCCGGUGUUUGUGUACGGGCUCCUGACCGAGCCUGGCGAGAAGAGCACCAUAUUCACCAUCUUUGGCUCCUACAAGGAGAAUGGCCACAGCUGGCUGAUCCUGCAGAUCAACACCACUGACGUGCUGGGGGUCCCUUGCACAGAGAAUGACUACAAGCUGUGGUCACCCUCGGAUGAGCGAGGCAACGAGUGUUUGCUGGGGCAUAAAACCGUUUUCAAAAGGAGGACUCCUCAUGCAACCUGCUUCAAUGGGGAAGACUUUGACAGGCCUGUCAUGGUCUCCAACUGCUCUUGUACGAGGGAGGACUUUGAAUGUGAUUUUGGCUUCAAGCUGAGCGAUGAUUUGUCCUUAGAAGUUUGUGUCCCUGACCCUGAGUUUGCUGGCAAACCCUAUGACCCACCAGUCCCUUGCCCUGUUGGCUCAACCUACAGGAAGACUCGAGGCUACAGGAAGAUCUCUGGGGACACUUGCACGGGUGGAGACGUCGAGUCGCGGCUGGAGGGGGAGCUGGUGCCGUGCCCGCUGGCGGAGGAGAACGAGUUCAUCCUGUACGCCACCCGAUACUCCAUCCACCGGUACGACCUGGCCUCGGGUGUCAGCGAGGAGCUGCCCCUGGCCGGGCUCAGGGGUGCUGUGGCCCUGGAUUUUGACUACGAGCACAACUGCCUCUACUGGGCUGAUGUCACUCUGGACAUCAUCCAGCGUCUCUGUCUCAACGGCAGCUCUGGGCAGGAAAUAAUCAUAAGCACUGGGUUGGAAACAGUGGAAGCUUUGGCUUUUGAGCCUCUCAGCCAGCUGCUCUACUGGGUCAACGCUGGGAUUCCCAAAAUCGAGGUUGCCAAUCCAGAUGGAGACCUGAGACUGACUGUCCUCAACUCCUCGAUACUGGAGCGACCCAGAGCCCUGGCUCUGGUUCCUCGAGAUGGGUUGAUGUUCUGGACAGACUGGGGGGACUCCAGGGCUGGCAUCUACAGGAGUGACAUGGACGGGUCCCUGGCCGGGUGCAUCGUCUCGGAGGGCGUGCGCUGGCCCAACGGCAUCUCUGUGGAUGAGCACUGGAUCUACUGGACUGAAGCCUACAUGGACAGGAUCGAGAGGGUGGAUUUCAAUGGCAUGCAGAGAUCUGUGAUCCUGGACAGCCUCCCUCACCCCUAUGCCAUUGCUGUAUUUAAGAAUGAAAUCUACUGGAAUGACUGGUCACAGCUGAGUAUUUUCAGAGCAUCCAAAACCAGCGGCUCCAGGAUGGAGAUCUUGGUCGGCCGACUGAAUGGGAUCAUGGAUAUGAAAAUCUUUUACAGAGGAAAGACAACAGGGCAGAACGCCUGCAUCACCAAGCCCUGCAGCCUGCUCUGCCUGCCCCGGUCCAACAACGGCCGCAGCUGCAAGUGCCCCGAGGGGGUGGCCAGCACGGUGCUGCCCAGUGGGGAGCUCAGGUGUGACUGUCCCCACGGCUACAGCAUGAAGAACAACACCUGCAUCAAGGAAGAGAACACGUGCCUGCCCAACCAGUACAGGUGCUCCAAUGGGAACUGCAUCAACAGCAUCUGGCAGUGUGACAAUGACAAUGACUGCGGGGACAUGAGCGACGAGAAGAACUGCCCAACCACCGUGUGCGACACCGAGACCCAGUUCCGCUGCCAGGGCUCAGGGACCUGCAUCCCCCUGUCCUACAAAUGUGACCUGGAGGACGACUGUGGGGACAACAGCGAUGAGAGUCACUGUGAAGCUCACCAGUGCAGGAAUGAUGAGUUCAGCUGCAGCUCAGGGAUGUGCAUCCGUCUGUCCUGGAUGUGUGAUGGGGACAACGACUGCAGGGACUGGUCUGACGAAGCAAACUGCACUGCAGUUUCUCACACCUGCGAGGCCUCCAGCUUCCAGUGCCACAACGGGCACUGCAUCCCGCAGCGCUGGGCCUGCGACGGCGACGCCGACUGCCAGGACGGCUCUGACGAGGACCCUGGCACCUGCGAGAAGAAGUGCAACGGCUUCCAGUGCCCCAAUGGCACCUGCAUCCCCACCAGCAAACACUGUGACGGCAUCAACGACUGCUCCGACGCCUCGGACGAGCAGCACUGUGAGCCCCUGUGCACCCGCUACAUGGAUUUUGUGUGCAAGAACCGGCAGCAGUGCUUGUUCCACUCCAUGGUGUGCGACGGCAUCGUCCAGUGCCGCGACGGCUCCGACGAGGACGCCGCCUAUGCUGGCUGCUCCCAGGACCCCGAGUUCCACCGGACCUGUGACCAGUUCAGCUUCCAGUGCCAGAACGGGGUGUGCAUCAGCCUGGUGUGGAAGUGUGACGGGAUGGACGACUGUGGUGACUACUCUGACGAAGCAAACUGUGAAAACCCAACAGAAGCCCCCAACUGCUCCCGGUAUUACCAGUUCCAGUGUGGGAACGGGCACUGCAUCCCCAACCGCUGGAAGUGCGACCAGGAGAACGACUGCGGGGACUGGUCUGAUGAGAGGGACUGCGAGGGCUCUCCAGUUCAUCCCAUUACCACGCUGAUCCCCCCCACGUGCCUGCCCAACCAUUUCCGCUGCAACAGCGGCGCCUGCAUCAUGAACAGCUGGGUGUGUGACGGCUACAAGGACUGCUCCGAUGGCUCUGACGAGGAGGCCUGUCCCACCCCAAGACCCAAUGUGACAGCCACGUCCCCGGCGCUGCCGGGGCGCUGCAGCCGCUUCGAGUUCGAGUGCCAGCAGCUGCACAAGUGCAUUCCCAACUGGAAGAGGUGCGAUGGAGUCAGGGACUGCCAGGACGGCACCGACGAGAGGAACUGCCCCACUCCAAGCAGCCUGUCCUGCCCUAGUGGCUUCAGGUGUGAGGAUGGGGAGGCCUGCAUCCUGCUGCCAGAGCGCUGUGAUGGGUACCUGGACUGCUCAGACAGCAGUGAUGAGAGGAACUGCACAGAUGACACAAUCGUGUACAAGGUCCAGAACCUGCAGUGGACAGCUGAUUUCUCUGGUGAUGUCACCCUGACGUGGGCUCGGCCCAAAAGGAUGUCCUCGACCUCCUGUGUCUACAACAUCUACUACAGGAUGGUCGGUGAGAGCAUCUGGAAGGUCCUGGAGACCCACAGCAACAAAACCAACGGCGUUCUCAAGGUCCUCAAGCCCGACUGCAGCUACCAGGUGAAGGUGCAGGUGCAGUGUCUGAGCAGGGUCUACAACACCAACGACUUCAUCACUCUGAGGGCGCCCGAAGGACUACCAGAUGCUCCCCUGAACCUGCAGCUGUCCCUGAAGAGAGAAGCUGAGGGUGUGGUGAUGGGCUGGUGGAGCCCCCCCGUGAACGCCCACGGCCUCAUCCGGGAAUUCAUCGUGGAAUACAGCAGCAGUGGAUCCAAGGAGUGGUCAUCCCUCAGAACCACCAAGAACUACACCGAGAUCAAGAACUUGCAGGUCAACACUCUCUACACAGUCAGAGUUGCUGCAGUAACCAGCCGAGGGGUGGGAAACUGGAGUGAAUCCAAGUCCAUAACCACGGUCAAAGGCAAAGUCAUUCCUCCCCCUGUCAUCCACAUUGAGAGCUACAGUGAGGACUCCAUAAGUUUCAGCCUAAAAAUGACCACGAAUAUCAAGGUCAGUGGCUACGUGGUCAACAUCUACUGGACAUUUGAUAGCCACAGGCAGGAAAAAAGGACUCUGGUCAUAGAAGGAGAAAAGUCCAUCCAAAAAGUGGCCAAUCUGACAGCUCACACCCCCUAUGAAAUUUCUGCUUGGGCUAAGACGGAGCUGGGUGACAGCCCUCUGUCCUUUGUGCAUGUGGUGACCAGUGGCACCAGGCCAGUGUCCCCAAGCCUCAAGGCCAAGGCCAUCAACCAGACGGCCGUGGAAUGCAGCUGGACUGGCCCCAGGAAUGUGAUCUAUGGAAUUUUCUACGCCACGUCCUUCCUGGAGCUGUACAGGAGCCCCCACAACAGCACCACCAGCGCGCACAACGCCACGGUGCUGGUGCAGCGCGACGAGCAGUACCUGUUCCUGGUGCGGGUGGUGUCUCCCUACCAAGGGCCCCCCUCUGACUCGGUGGUGGUGAAGAUGAUCCCGGAUAACCGGCUGCCGCCGCGCCACCUGCACGCCGUGCGCACCGGGAAGACGUUCGCCGUCAUCAAGUGGGAAUCACCCUAUGACUCACCUGACCAGGACAUGCUCUAUGCCGUGGCAGUUAAAGAUUUGGUGAGGAAAACAGAUAAAAUCUACAAAGUGAAAAGCCGGAACAGCACAGUGGAGUACACCAUAAAGAAACUGGAGCCAGGAGGGAAAUACCACGUGAUUGUCCAGCUGGGAAACAUGAGCAAGGAAUCCAGCAUGAAGAUCAACACAGUCCCCCUGUCUGCACCAGACGCCUUAAAAAUCAUCACUGAAAACGACCAUAUUCUGCUUUUCUGGAAGAGUUUGGCACUGAAGGAAAGUAAUUUCAAUGAAAGCCGGGGCUACGAGAUUCACAUGUUUGACAGCUUGAUGAACAUCACAGCCUACCUGGGCAACACCACAGAGAACUUCUUCAAGGUGUCCAACCUGAAGAUGGGCCACAAUUACUCGUUCAGCGUGCAGGCACGGUGCCUGUACGGGGGGCAGAUGUGUGGGGAGCCAGCCACGCUUCUCUACGACGAGCUGGGAACAGGUAAAGACCCCUCAGCCACCAAAUCGGGCCAGGCCACGGACGUGGCUGCCAUCGUGGUGCCCGUGCUGUUCCUGCUGCUGGUGACCCUGGGCAUUGGCUUUGUGGUGCUCUACAUGAGGCACAGGAGGCUCCAGAGCAGCUUCACUGCCUUCGCCAACAGCCACUACAGCUCGCGCCUGGGCUCGGCCAUCUUCUCCUCCGGGGAUGAUCUGGGAGAUGAGGAUGAUGAAGCCCCAAUGAUAACUGGAUUUUCAGACGACGUCCCCAUGGUCAUCGCCUGAAGUUCAUUUCUGACUGUACAAAACCAAAUGGUGUAAAUAUUUUAUUUGAUAAAAAUAGUUGAUUGUUUAUUUUAAAAAUGCACUUUGAGUUGCAAUACGUUAUUUUUAUAUGGGCCAAAAAAAAAGAAAAAAAUAAUAAUAAUUUUAAGAAUACACUUUGUAGUAAUCAACUGUGAAUUGCAGACUAGGUUGGUUGAGUAACAAAUUGCUUUGAUUUAACAUUAAUUUAGUCUUACAAGGCUAUGCUUGCUGGGCAUGCUUUUAAGUCUGUGAGAUAUUUUCCGUUGACUAAAUUGGCUACUCAUUUUAUUUUUCUAAGACAAGAAUAAAUUUAUUUAAAAAAAAAGAAAAAUUCAGGAGAUUAUAUAUGUAGAGAGAGAUAAUAUAGUCCCUGAAGGUUUUGCUUUUACUUUAGGACAAAAAAAAAAAAUCCUUUGGACUUUGUUUUAUAUGAAAGUAUUUUUGUUGUGUUAAUUUAUUGGGAAAUCUGCUGAGGAACAGAUUUCCAGAGUCGUCAGACAUUGUACACAUUCUUGUGUAGAACAUGUGCCACUUUAUCUUGCAAGGCAGUCGUAUCUUGGCAUCCCCAUCAUUGUCCUUGCCAUGAUAAUAAAAACCCUCAUUUUCA
Agelaius phoeniceus (red-winged blackbird) is the source of this 6964-nucleotide messenger RNA. RefSeq names its product sortilin related receptor 1 (gene SORL1). Gene Ontology annotation, cellular component: membrane; Golgi apparatus. Gene Ontology annotation, molecular function: protein binding. The record is from RefSeq and is a predicted model, not a curated record. Gene Ontology annotation, biological process: protein targeting to lysosome; protein retention in Golgi apparatus; post-Golgi vesicle-mediated transport. NCBI's taxonomy places the organism in Eukaryota, Metazoa, Chordata, Aves, Passeriformes, Icteridae.